This is a messenger RNA of Trematosphaeria pertusa, 693 nucleotides long. RefSeq lists its product as uncharacterized. The record is from RefSeq and is a predicted model, not a curated record. Lineage: Eukaryota; Fungi; Ascomycota; Dothideomycetes; Pleosporales; Trematosphaeriaceae. The transcript is spliced from 4 exons. The coding region runs from base 1 to 693 and encodes 230 amino acids.
AUGAUGGUGCGCACAGUGACCGCGGGCACGAUAACGGCGGCAAUGCUCCAUAACAGCGAGCCGGGAACGGAGAGCGGAAAGGACGAGGAAGACGCAAUAAUCCCACAUCUUCCGCUACCACAUCCGCGCCACUGGAGCUUUCCAUGGUUCAACCUGCGCUUCGCUCAUCCGCGCAACCUUGGUCUUUACGGUGUAGUUCUUGAACCUACUUUUCGUGGCGAAGCUCCUCUCAAGCCACCUUUCAACCCGCGAUCCAUUCCUCCAAACCCGCCUACAGCCUCUUCCCGCGGCUCGCCUCCCAACAACAACAAGAGCGACACGCACGAACAUCCAACUGCGCAAGAUAUAGAGCUCUUGACCGCUCUCGGCUCCCUCCUAAUCUUCGGGCGUCCAGCUCGCAAAACCCUCGUCGUAGACGAUAUCCGAGCGUUCGUCGAGGACGACCUGGACCUUGCGGCCAAAGCGGGCACGGCCAUUACACUGGUACACGAUGAUUGGGCGGAAAGUGGUGCACACGCGGCAGCUGGACUGCAUCUGUUGACCGUACUCGACGGCCAGCUUCUUGUGCAGCCUUUGCCGGAGGGCGAACUGCUCUCCUUCCCGAUGUCGGUUGGGCUCUUUAGAAAUGCGAUAACGUCUAACGUUCAUUCAUAUGUGCUAGGGAAUCACCUGUGCUAUGAGUAUAAUGCCUAG